AUGACAGGCCCCGAAGAUGCCGAGACCUUCCAGAUUGAGUUGAGCGGGCUGCUGCAGGAGCUGCACUGCCCCUACGCCGCGCUCACCACGGGGGACGUGACCGCCCGCCUGGGCAGCGCCCACCUCUGCCUCCAGUUGCUGUACUUCCUGAGCUCGGAGCUGCAGGCCGCCCGGCUCCUGAGCCGGAAACGCCCCCCUUCGCCGCGGCAGGGAGUGGGGGCCGGCACUGCCCGGCAGGAGCUGCAGCUCAUCAACCAGAUGCUGGGCAGGCCGGAGCCGGCCCCGACCUGCCCCAUCCCACAGCUCCUAGAGGACAUAAAAUCCAAGGUAGCGGAGGCCCUGUCCGUGCUGCCCGCCGGCCACCAGGAGAUGGCACCGCUGCUGAGGGCGCCGCUGACGGCUCGGCAGUGGGAGGCGCUGGAGGGGAUCCGGCAAGCCCUAUGUGCCGAGUACGAAUGCCGCAAGCGCAUGAUGAUCAUGCGCUUCAACGUCACCCUGCAGUCCUUCCACUGGUCCGAGAGGGCGAAGGCCCAGGGCUCCGCGCUGCUGGCUGCCGUCUCCCCGCUGCGGCAGGCUGAGUCGGUCGCCUCCGGCGUCACCCUGGCCCGGCUGCUGGCCACCCGCGCGGACGCCUCGCGCAUCGUCAGCACCAGCAGCGGGCGCUGCCGCCACCGGACCAGCUGUGCCAUCAACAAGGUGCUGAUGGGCGGCGUCCCAGACCGAGGGGGCCGCCCCAAUGAGAUCGAGCCCCCCAUGCCCACCUGGGAGAAGAGGCGCGAGGGGGGGGGAGGCCAGCAGCGCUGCGGCCGACGGGGCAAGAAGAAGAAAUGAAGUCUGCUCCGUCUCUGCCGGGAGCUCCCCCCUACACUGCAGGGGGGGCAGGCAGAGCAUCUGGGGGGCAAAGACUCAAGGCCUCAGAGCCCAACUAUGCAGAGUGGGCGGUGGAGGGGAGCUGGGUCUCAGAGGGGCUGCGGCCC
This is a messenger RNA of Trachemys scripta elegans, 977 nucleotides long. It is a transcript of the gene TSLIG3C, whose product is annotated as family with sequence similarity 98 member C. Gene Ontology annotation, cellular component: tRNA-splicing ligase complex. Lineage: Eukaryota; Metazoa; Chordata; Testudines; Emydidae. The record is from RefSeq and is a predicted model, not a curated record.